Messenger RNA from Zerene cesonia (dogface butterfly), 5607 nucleotides. It is a transcript of the gene pcm, whose product is annotated as 5'-3' exoribonuclease 1. Gene Ontology annotation, biological process: rRNA catabolic process; nuclear-transcribed mRNA catabolic process. The coding region runs from base 220 to 3747 and encodes 1175 amino acids. The record is from RefSeq and is a predicted model, not a curated record. The transcript has 29 exons. Gene Ontology annotation, cellular component: nucleus. NCBI's taxonomy places the organism in Eukaryota, Metazoa, Arthropoda, Insecta, Lepidoptera, Pieridae. Gene Ontology annotation, molecular function: RNA binding; 5'-3' RNA exonuclease activity.
UACUGUCAUCAGUCAUGUAGAAAUGAUUAUUCUUUACCUACACUCUUUUUUUCUAUUUUGAACUACAUUUCAAACUAAUUUUGAAACUUUUUCUAUAUGCAUGAGACUUCUGCAUGUAGAUUUUUGGAAAUUUGAACAUUUUCUUCUUAUUGUUGACAUAAAAAAACUAAGGUUAUAAAGUGUACCAGUAAUUUAUAGGCACUUCUUGUUCAAAUCAAAAUGGGUGUACCAAAGUUUUUCAGGUACACCAGCGAGAGAUAUCCAUGCCUUAAUGAGUUGGUAAAACAGUAUCAGAUACCAGAUUUUGACAAUAUGUACUUAGACAUGAAUGGAAUAAUUCACAAUUGUUCACAUCCAGAUGAUUCAAAUCCGCAUUUCCGGAUCACUGAAGAGAAGAUUUUUAAGGAUAUAUUUCAUUAUAUUAGUAUAUUAUUUCAAAUAAUAAAACCUAAGAAGCUAUUCUUCAUGGCCAUUGAUGGUGUUGCACCUAGAGCAAAGAUGAAUCAACAAAGAGGUAGAAGAUUUAGGUCAGCACGGGAAGCUGAGCAAUUGGAAGAAGAUGCGAAAUCAAAAGGUGAAGUGCUUCCUACUGAAAAGAGAUUUGACAGCAAUUGCAUUACACCUGGGACAGUGUUUAUGGCACGUUUACAUGAACAACUUAAAUAUUUUGUCAAGACCAAGAUGUCAACUGAUCCACUAUGGUCCAAGGUGAAAGUGAUUCUGUCAGGACAUGAGACACCAGGAGAGGGAGAGCAUAAAAUCAUGGACUAUAUUCGCUGGGCACGCUCACAGCCGGACUAUGACCCCAACACAAGACACUGUCUUUAUGGUUUGGACGCUGAUCUCAUUAUGCUGGGGAUGUGCACACAUGAACCUCAUUUCGCUCUUUUGAGAGAAGAAGUGAAAUUUGGCAAGACAACGCAAAGAGCGACAAGCCCUGAGGAAACUAACUUCUACUUGCUACACUUGUCGCUUCUAAGAGAAUACUUGGAGCAAGAGUUUGUUGGCAUUAAGGAUAAACUGCCGUUUGAAUAUGAUAUAGAGAAAAUAGUAGACGACUGGGUACUGAUGGGAUUUUUGGUAGGAAAUGAUUUUAUACCAAACCUACCCAAUAUGCAUAUAAGCAAUGAUGCUAUGCCUUUGUUGUAUAAGACUUAUAUGACUGUCUUACCAACAUUGGAUGGCUACAUAAAUGAAGCUGGAGACUUGAAUUUAGCUAGAUUUGAGGUGUUCAUGCAAGAACUGGCUAAGAUAGACAAGGAAAAGUUUCAGGACACAUAUGCUGAUCUUAAGUAUUUCGAAAUGAAAACCGGUAGAAGACCAAAUGCAUUGGAGAGGAAAGAGUAUAAACCAAACAAUGACGACACUUUCAAUGUUAACAUUGAUGACAUUAAGGCAAACAAGCCUGAUGAUGAAUUACAGGCAUUAAUUAAUGCUACACAGGAAAUGUUUUUAGAUGAUAUCAUGGACAAUGAUGAUGAAUAUGAAGAAACAAGUGAUGAGGAGGCAAACAUUGAAAUGGAGUUUAUACUUCACAAAAAAGACUACUAUAUGAAUAAAUUGGACUAUUCGAAAGUCACUGACGAAGUGUUAGCGGAUCAAGCGGAAGGCUACGUGCGCGCAAUACAGUGGAACUUAUUCUACUACUAUAAGGGUUGUCCGUCUUGGUGUUGGUAUUAUCCCCACCAUUAUGCUCCAUACAUAUCCGAUAUCAAGGGUUUCAAGGAUUUGAAGAUUGAAUUUGAAUUGGGAGAACCGUUUAAACCGUUUGAACAGUUAUUAGCUGUGCUCCCAGCGGCCAGUAAGCACUUGUUGCCAACUCCAUUCCACGAUCUGAUGACAGAUGAAGACUCUCCUAUUGUCCACUAUUAUCCGGUGCAUUUUGAAACUGAUCUCAACGGGAAGAUGAAUGAUUGGGAGGCUGUUGUGCUUAUACCGUUUAUUGAUGAGACAAACCUUUUGUCAGCUAUGGCGCCAUGUUAUCAAAGGCUGACUGAAGAAGAAUUGAAACGGAAUACGCAUGGACCUAUGAUGGUUUAUAAUUGGUCACCAGCUAAUUUAGGUCCAGCGAAAGCUCCGGAAUACUUCCCAGCGAUACAAGAGAAUCACGCAAUAGAGCAGGCGGUGUGGCGCGCCGAGUUGGAAGUGCCCGGGGACAGGCUGAAGCGCGGCAUGUUGCCCAACGCGCAGCGGGAUCUGCUGUUCCCGGGCUUCCCCACCAUGCGCCACCUGAAGUAUGAGACAAAACUCAAAAAGUGCAAAGUGAAGGUGUUUGAUCAGCCUUCCCGUAACGAGAACAUGAUAAUAAAAAUAUUGCCAGAAGAGGACACAAACCCGCCAAUAGAAGAACUUGCGAAAAAUCUUCUGGGCAAAGUCAUAUGGGUCGGAUGGCCGCAUCUUACUAGAGCUAAAGUGGUGUCAGUAUCAAACGAGAGCUGUCGCCUGCACCACGUGGACAAGCUGAACAUCGCGAACGCAGUGCAGUACUCGAUUGAGCACAAUGAGGGCAACAUGCACAAGCAGUGGAUAUCCGAACGGUCCACUGUUAUUGAACACAAUAUGAAUCGACUAGGUAUCGCACUGGGCGAUGUCCAUGUCAUCAUACACGCAACAAAUUUAAAAGGAUAUAAAUACAUGAUCCAAGACAACACGCGUAUGGUGAUAGAGGAGGAGUGGUGCGAAAUGCCGUGCGGUUACGCGCUGCAAGCCACUGUGGCCAACGCGAAGGCGGCCAUACUGCGACCCCCCGCGAAAUUCCUCACCCCCGGGGACGCCUAUCCCGCGGGGGACAAGUUGUUCCUACUGACCCAGGGACAGUAUUAUGGAUGUCUUGCUGUGGUGGGAUCCGAAGCGAUCCGCAACGGUCGCAUUAAGGUGUGCGUACGCGAGAGCUUGGAGCCGGUGGCGCGGCCGCACGCCGCCGCCUGCCCCUACCGCGCCGCCAACCACGCCGCCGCCGCUUGCGAACUGUGUCCGCCAAGAGAUGUCAAACCCGCCAAAGCUGACAAGAACAAUGGAAACGUAACUGUCAACGCAAACAACACUUCUACGAAGGACGAUGCAACAACAUUACUGCGAAGUUUGUUGAAAAUAAGCGAAAAUGAGACGGAUCAGAGCAAGCAGAAUAAAACCAACCGUGAACAGAACGCAAAUUGGCGAAAUAAAAACGAUAAACAACAAGGCGUCACUCCGCCCAACUUUAAUCAACCCUUUUGGAACUUAUUUGCUGGAGCGCACGCGCAACAAAGCUGGCGCAAAGACAAUGAGAAUCUCUACAGACCGCCGGCGCCUUACAACGAAUGGGCGAACAGUAACUAUCACAAGCCACCCCCACAAGCAUUCCCCGCGUACCCGCCGCCGCAGAUGGUGGGCGGCGCGGGGAGUGCGGGCGCGUUCCCGCCCUUCCCCCCGUUCCCCGCGCACCUGCCGAGCGCGCCCAGCACGCUCGCGCCCAGCUGGAAGAAGCCGCAUGCGCAGAUUCCUCUCCAGCCGCCAGCGAACCAGGCGCGAAGCAUUAACACAGUGAACAACCCGUUCGUGCCCCUACAAGUACAGACUAGCCAGAGGCGUGUGCACAAUGUUAGCCAACCGCCGAGAAAUAUGGAGGGGAUACCAGCUCCUAAAUCAACGCUUCCAAAGCCGCAGCCAGUGCUGCCACAGCCACCACAGAACCAACAACCAGUGCCAAAACAGCAAAAGAAAAAGAAACCGAGAAUAGCAGCAAACCUUCCCUUUCAAUUGGACUAAAUUAUGUGUUAAAUAGUAUAUUUUGUAUUAAUAAAAUAUGGUCUAUUUUUGUCUCAUGUUACUACGCCCACGCCAAUAAAGAUACGAAUUUUAAAUAAGAACUUCGUCUCUUUUACACAUGCAUGUUGUUGACGAUUUUUAAAAUUUGUUUCCAUAUUGGCUCGGGUUAACUUGAAAUUUAGUAUUUUAAUAGCAACACAUAUCAUUUGCGUUGUAAUUUUUAAAUUUAGUGUUUUAUUAUAGGGGUACGUAGAUAACAUUAAUCGUAUAAUUGUGUUGAUUCAAAGAAAUCGAAUGUCGUUUAUAAUCUCUUGUAUUUUACUAAAUGACAAUAUGGUGUUUUGAUCUUUUUUUUUUUAUCGGUAAUUAGGUAGUCAUAGUCAGAUUUUUAUAAUACACUGCAAAUAAAUGACGAUGAAAAUGGUGAUUAUUUAUACAUUUUGUAAAUAUUAUGAAAUGUGUGUGUUUAAUGCUGUUUUUGUGUGAAGAAUUACAAAAAAUAUGUUCCUGUUUUAAGUUUGUGGUACAUACUUUUAUUUAAGUAAUACGUUGAUAUUGUAAGUGUGACUAGUGUUAGGUUAUACUUUUUUAAUUAUGAGAAUAAUAUCCAAUUCACUUCUGGGAGAGAUUACAUUUUUGAAAUAAAAUGCUUCAGAACAUACCUUUUAGUUUUCCGCAUCAUAUUAAGUAAAUAGUUUUAAUCGUUGGCAGCUAUUAUUUAUGUGAAUAGUUUUAAGGAAUUGUAGACUCUAUUUCUACCUUCAUUAAAGUACAAAUGGAUAAGUACACUAGUGCCUGUCUUAGUACUUAAUUAGUUUCAAAUGUAUAUUAUAUUAUGUAUUAUACCAGCCCUUUUCUACAUUCAGUUACAUUUUUGGACAACAGCUAUAUUAUUUUUUUGUCAUCUUUAUGUAAAUUAAUAUCACUGUGUUAGCAGAAUAUAGUGUAAAUUUAAAUGAAUUUAAAAUAUUUUCAUAUGUUUUUAUUCACAUAAUAUGGAACGUAGCUUUUAGAUUUGUUUUAAUGAAGUCUUUUUCAUACUUGAAAUGACUGUAUAUACUAUGUGAUUUUAAAUACACAAAAUUAUGUUCAAAGUGCGUAUUUAAGGCCGAAAUUUCGAGCGGGUGUUCAGUAACCGACGACGUCACAACCUGGGACCUGGGUCAUUCAACAGUCGCGCUCUAGUUCGUUUUUCACUACAUAGGAAAAUCUUAAUUAUUAAGUUGUGUGGUAAAAAUUAAAAAUAAUGUAGUGUCAACGAAGAACGUAUCUAUAUAUGUCUGUAAUAUUGCUUAUCAAAACUCAAUCAUCAAUAAACACACUAUAGUUAGCGCAAAAACAAAUACAACAGAAAACACGUAUUUUAUAAAUUAUUACCAAUGCGUUGAACCAAGGGCCGCAACGUGCCGGUCGUACCGUAUGAUCCUGGGCUGAACGAGAUCGUGACGUCAUAGUAUGAAAGCGACUUGUCUUGAAAUUUAAAAAAAAGGCUCAACGUCUCAUGGUUAUUACUUCUAAAUGAACGUAAUUUACAUGACCUACGACCCGAUUUCAGAUUUGUUUAUAUUUUGACCCUUUUGUGUUCUCAUUUCAUACUUUUUCUAAUCACUAAAAUAAAUUGUAAGAUCUCAUUAUGUUGUUACAUAUUGUAUCUCAAUAAAUAUACAAAAAUAAUUUUGUAUUUAAUUUCUCAGUAUAAAAUAAUAAUUUCAUAUUACAUAUAUCGAUGAGAUGCUAAUAGUGCAAUGUGGUACUAUUACAUAAUAAAAAACCUUUUUUCAUUAUGUAUUAAAAAAAAUUUUUUCUUAUGAAUUGUACUAUAUAUUAUAAACAAGAACUAAUAAAGAAGAGGUAACUAAA